AUGUUGCUGGACCAGCUCGAAGACGUAAGGCGCUUUACGCACGAGCUGGGUGCCUUUGCUGCCAUUCUGGUCGACGGAACUGUCGUCGCCUGGGGAGACGAGGAGUUCGGAGGGGACUGCAGAGAAGUUCAGGCACAGCUGACGAACGUACAGCAUCUGCAAUCCAACGGCCACGCCUAUGCUGCAAUUCGCAGGGAUGGUUCUGUUGUCACCUGGGGAGAUCCCGACUUCGGUGGCGACAGCAGCUAUGUCCAGGACAGUUUGAAGGACAUCCGACAGAUCCAAGCAACUUGCGGCAACAGAAGCGGCGGCUUCGCAGCGAUCCGCGCUGAUGGCUGUGGGGUGAUCUGGGGCGGCCGCUUCUACAGCGGACGGCCCGAGUUGGAGGAAGGAGCACCCGGCGACUACGAGAUACAGGCCACGAUGGGGGAUUUUUGCGCUCAGCGUCCAGAUGGCGUUCUCGUGACGUGGGGAGGCUUUCGUUACGGCGGCACCAGCUGUGGCGUCCAGGCGCAGCUCCAAGAUGUCAGACAGAUCCAGGUAACUCUCGCUGGGCUCUUUGCCGCCGUCUUGGCGGAUGGAAGCAUCGUGAAAGUUCUGAUCCCAUGGGUCUUGGGGAAGUGCGGCUACUCCUUGGGAGGUCGGGUGGCCAUGGCUUUUGCUGAGAGUUACCCAAAGAAGUGCAUCGGCUUAGUUGCCUUGUCAGCAAAUCCCGGUCUGCAGAGCCCAGGUGAGCAGCGGCAGCGCUGGCUCCAGGACCAGAAGCAGGCAAAGCAACUCCUGAACUCGAAUUUCGAGGAGUUCUUGGACAGGUGGUACGCGGCUCCGCUUUGGGGAGGUCUCAAGGAGCGACAGCCAGAAGUGUACAGUCGGAUGUUGGCAAAGCGUCGUACUGUGCGGCCGCAGAUGGCUGCCUUGUCUUUGCUUGGGUCAUCUCUGUCUCGACAGCCGCCAUGCUGGUCCCCACCGUGUCCGCUCUGGUAUGCUUACGGCGAGCUCGACGCGAAGUUUGCUGCCAUUGGACGUGAAAUUGCUGAGAAGUCGUCGUCGGCGGGGUCACAGGUUCACGUCCGUGCGUUGACGAAGAUCGGCCACGCAGUCGUUGAGGAAGCUCCCUUUGAGGUGGCCAAAUUCAUUGCGGAGGCUGCAGACAGUUUCGGCAGCUCAUCCUCUUCGCGACCGAGAGAGGAGUCGACUCUACGCCUGGAAAGCGCUUGGUCGGAGCCUAUUCAGGUCAUGCUGAAGGCGCCCCUGCUUCUGGCGCGCGGCGAGCCGCUGCAUCACCGGGAGGGCAUCCUGCUUGUGCUUCAGGGCCGAUCGGGAGCCGAUGGGCCUUUGGCCGCGGGCCUCGGGGAGGUCACACCACUCCCUCAGUUUCACAAGGAGACGCUGGGAGAGGCACAAGCCCAGCUGGGCACAGUCCUCUCGAACUUGGCGGCGGCCACACCAGAGGUGCCAGCAGAGCUUGCACGCCUGGAUGGCAGCCUGGGGCGAUGGUUGGAAAAGUACAGUCCCGGGCCACUGCUGCCUUCAGUUCGAGCAGGUCUUGAGAUGGCACUGCUCCAUCUCCUCCGGCGGGAUUAUCCACAGCCCUAUGCAGCUGCGGCUUUGGCCAGGGGCCUUUGCUGCCAAUCUGAAGUGAGUAUCAACUCCCUCGUCGCUCAGAACGAUGACCUCGACACAGAUGGCGCAUCGGUGGCGAAACUCAAGGUUGGCAAAGAUCCGAAGCAGGAUGCAGCGCGUACCAACCGCUUGGCGGAGAAGCUACACGAGCGAAGAGGAGACAAGGCGCGGUUGCGCCUGGACGCGAAUCGAGCGUGGACCACGGCUCAGGCUGCGGAGUUCUUGAACAGCCUGAGUCCUGCCGCAGUGGCCCUUACAGACUACCUGGAGGAGCCGACGCAGUGGGAGCCGGGUCAGUCGGCUGCAGAGUUCCUGCAGCAGUGGGAGGAUGUCUCCACGGCCACCGGCAGCCGAGUGCGCCUGGCCGUGGACGAGAGCCUGACCGAGGGCGUGGUGAGCCUGGAAGACCUCACCAAGUGCAAGGCGCCGAUCGCCGCAUUGGUGCUGAAGCCAUCACUCCAAGGAAUCGAGCAAACUGUGGCCAUGUCGAUGUGGGCUUUAGAGAGAGGUGCCAUGCCCGUGUUGAGCUCGGCCUUCGAGUCCGGCGUGGCUCUGGUUCAUUUCGCGUUGCUGGGCGCAGCCCUGGUCCAGCAACCUUGGAAGGGCGAUGCCGGCAAGGUCCACGGGCUUGGUACGUUCACGCGCCUGAAAGAGGAUGUGCUUCAACCACAUUUCGCCGACCUGGUCACGACAGGUGAGGGCCAUGGAUGGCAAGUCAGUGUCCCGAGCUGCCAAGAGGCUCUUGACGCUACUGUCCAGGCCCUGAUGGCUUCUAGAGGCUCCGGGGCUCAUGUAAAUGGCUGGUGCUGA
Messenger RNA from Symbiodinium sp. CCMP2592, 2433 nucleotides. The record is from the annotation of a GenBank genome assembly. NCBI's taxonomy places the organism in Eukaryota, Dinophyceae, Suessiales, Symbiodiniaceae.